GGCUUUCAUAUGGGUCUGAUGUGCCAAAUCUCCAAAUGUUUGCACUCAAGGUUUUGAGUCAAACUUGUAGCGCCUCACCAUGUGAGCGUAAUUGGAGUGCCUUUGAUCAUAUACAUUCAAAGAAGAGAAACCGUUUGCUGCAAUCAAAGUUAAAUGAUCUUGUCUACAUCCAGUACAACAAAAAGCUGCAGCAACGGUUCUUUGAGAGAAAGCACAAUGUUGGCAGUAAGAGUUAUGAUUCUAUAUUCUUAAGGGAAGUUGAUGAAAAUGAUGAUUGGGUUGUUCCAGAUGAUGAAGCACUUCAAGACCUUGUCAAUCAAGGUGAUGAUCUGACUUGGGAACAAGUACGAGCAGCACAACAAGCAACUGAGGCACGGACAAACACAAGGAGUCAAAACAGAAGGGGGAAUGUGAAUGCAUCACAGUCUGCGUAUAGACUGCUUGAUAUUGAUAUAGAUGACCCGGAAGUGGAAGAGGAAGAACAAGUGGGGAAUCUGACUACGGAAGAUCUAUUUGGAGAAGAUCUAUUUGGGGACAUGGAGGAUGAAGACGAAAAUCACGACCUUGAACCCAAUGAAGAUUAAUAUCAGACCAACUUAUUAGAUGAUUGACUGUUUUAUCACUUUUGCUUUAUGACAUUUGCUACUCCAUCAUUAGGAUAAUAGGAUUUCUAUCCUUUUAUUCACUUCUAUGCAUUUUAAGACAAUUUAAA
Messenger RNA from Cuscuta europaea, 712 nucleotides. The record is from the annotation of a GenBank genome assembly. NCBI's taxonomy places the organism in Eukaryota, Viridiplantae, Streptophyta, Magnoliopsida, Solanales, Convolvulaceae.